CUGACUGUAGAAAUUUCACAAAGAAAGGUUCCUUGUGACCCCUGGUAAAGGAAACCAUCUCCCCAAGUUAAAACCCCCACUGACAACUCAAAAGCGGACUUCACUUUAAAGUGAGGCUGCGGACCCCUGACCCCGGUCAAGCCCCGCCCCUUCCUGGUUGUCUUAGCGACGGUGGUGGCGUCCCAAGAUGGCGUCGUGGCUGCCGGAGACUCUGUUUGAAAUUGUAGGACAAGGCCCGGCGCCGAGCAAAGACUAUUACCAGUUGUUGAUCACCCGAACUCAGAUCAUCUUUAGAUGGUGGAAGAUUUCUCUGAGAAGUGAGUAUCGGUCAGCAAAACCUGGAGAGACAAAGGAAACUCAUGGAGACUUCCUCGAUAACUCUCAUCUCCAAGUUCAAGUCGCCGUAGUAUUUGGUGCAAAAAUAUUAGACUAUGUCUUCAACCUGUGCGAAGGUAAAUUUGACUACCUGGAGCGGCUCUCUGACAAACUGUUGCUGAAGAUCAUCUGCUACCUGGACCUGGAAGACAUUGCCAGGCUUGCUCAGACAUCAAGCAGGUUUGAGAAGCUGUGCAAGAGUGACUCACUGUGGGAGCAGAUAGUCCAGUCCGCCUGUGACACCAUCACCCCUGACAUGCGGGCCCUGGCGAAGGACGUGGGCUGGAGACAGAUGUUCUUCACCAACAAGAUCCAGCUCCAGAGGCAGAUCCGCAAGAAGAAGCAAAAACAGGAAAAGCCGGCGAAGCAAACCUAGGGUCUGCCGUUCCCACCAGUGGGGCCACGGUGGGGCGUCGUCUCUUCAGGUCCACGUCUCACUCUCUCUUAACAGCAGGUUUUGCUGAUUCCAGGCAUCACUUGAAAAUUCAAAUUUUGCACACACAUGCAAAUCCACCUAGUGCCUUGCUUGAGCAAACUCCCCUGUCUUGCUCAGGCCAAGCCAUGGCCCAAGUACUAAGGGCUUCGAGCCAGGAAGCCUCUCAGACCACCACCUCCCUGAUCCCCUGUUGCCCCUGA
Apodemus sylvaticus (European woodmouse) is the source of this 1011-nucleotide messenger RNA. RefSeq names its product F-box protein 36 (gene Fbxo36). The record is from RefSeq and is a predicted model, not a curated record. Gene Ontology annotation, molecular function: protein binding. Bases 188 to 751 code for a protein of 187 amino acids. The transcript is spliced from 4 exons. NCBI's taxonomy places the organism in Eukaryota, Metazoa, Chordata, Mammalia, Rodentia, Muridae.